AUGCCGGCAGUGAGGGAAGAUACAAGGCACAGCUACGAGGAUGCCAUCAAUCUGUUGAACUCGACGCAGUCGGGUCACAAGGCCAUGGAAGAAAGGCGGCAUCACGGUCAGAAGCUGGAUGGAGGCGCGUUGAAGCAGAUGAAGUACUGGCUUGGAUGCCUUGGCUAUACUCCUCGCGAUCUGAACCGCAUGAACAUCGUCCACGUGGCCGGCACAAAAGGCAAAGGGACUACGUGCGCAUACACGAAUUCCAUACUUCAAAGCUUCCACAACGAGUCAAGCGCACCACGAAAGAUUGGUCUGUACACAUCCCCCCAUCUCUUAUCAGUACGAGAGCGAAUAAGAAUCAACUCAGAGCCUAUCUCAGAGGAGCUCUUCACUCAAUACUUUUUCGAAGUAUGGGAUGCCCUAUCUGCAAAACAGGAACUGGGUCAUGAAGAAAAGCCAACUUACUUCCGAUUCUUGACCCUAAUGUCAUUCCACGUCUUCAUGCAAGAGAAUGUCGACGCAGCCAUCUACGAGGUCGGGGUUGGCGGUGAGCUUGACUCGACAAAUAUCAUCGAUCAGCCGGUGGCAGUUGCCAUCACGACGCUGGGAAUAGAUCAUGUACAGACUCUCGGUAACACGAUUGAGCAAAUCGCAUGGCAUAAGGCGGGGAUAAUGAAAAGGGGGUGCCCUGCUUUCACCGUAGGUCAAGACGCUGCAGCGAUGAAGGUUUUGAGUGACAGAGCAAUCGAGAAAGGGGCAAACCUGAUGAAGAUAAACCUGAUACCGGCUCUUGGAGAGAUCAGCAUUUACCCAGACGAAUCUUUCCAAAAGGGGAACGCCUCCCUUGCUAUUCACCUAGCAGGGGCCAUUCUUGAGAGAUGGGGGGCACCUAUUUCAUGGGGCGGUGAUUAUCUUCCAAGCCAGGUUAAACGUGGAUUGGAGACCAUGGUCUGGAGGGGCAGAUGCGAAAGAAAGAUUACGGGAAAUAUUCGCUGGCAUCUAGAUGGGGCUCAUAAUGAGCAAAGCCUCGAAGUCGCUUGUCGGUGGUUUAACACGGCCACCCGGUACUCGAACCUUCCGUGUGCACUAGUCUUCAACCAACAGUCCACGAGAGACGCCCAUGCUCUGCUGAAAGUGGUGCACGAGAGCCUGUAUCAAACCAACAAGACUAGGUUUCGAUAUGUUGUGUUCUGCACCAACGUCACCUUCAAAACCCGACAGUCCAAAUCUGAUCUCACCAACUUCAACGUCAACCCCGCAGAGCUCAAAUCUCUCCAGGCGCAGAAGGAGAUGGCAGAAACUUGGAGACGCCUCGAUCCUGUCGCUAGGGUGCUUGUGGUUCCCACCAUUGAGGAUUCUACCGACUUCGUACUGAACAUUGGCGGCGGGGGUUCAGAGAUUAACGUCUUGGUUACUGGGAGCUUUUACCUUGUCGGAGGUUUACUUUCACUGCUCGAGGACACCAUUCCUUGA
Molecule: messenger RNA, 1461 nt
Organism: Colletotrichum aenigma
Lineage: Eukaryota; Fungi; Ascomycota; Sordariomycetes; Glomerellales; Glomerellaceae
Gene: met-6-0
Product: Folylpolyglutamate synthase
Exons: 5
Coding region: 1-1461 (486 amino acids)
Biological process (GO): tetrahydrofolylpolyglutamate biosynthetic process
Cellular component (GO): cytosol; cytoplasm; mitochondrion
Molecular function (GO): ATP binding; tetrahydrofolylpolyglutamate synthase activity
Source: RefSeq, a predicted model, not a curated record